AAUGUGAUGCUGACAAAGACAUAGUAUUUAUUCUGGAUGCUUCUGCCAGUGUUGGACCUGAUAACUUUGAGAUCUUGCUGAAGUAUGUGUCCUCUAUAAUUAAAGACUUGACAGCAUUUAGACAUGGUCAUCAAUUUUCCCUAGUCACCUACAGCACAGAAGCCAAGACUGUGUUCAGCUUUAACCGCUACAGUUCUCGGGAACAGAUCAUUGAAGCUGUGGAGACAACGACCUAUUCGGCUGGGUCAACUAACACUGCGGGUGGCUUGAGAGAGGCUAUUCAGCUGUUUCAAGCAGAUUUUGGAGACCGACCAUCUGCCAAAAAUGUGGCCAUUCUCAUAACUGAUGGACAAAGUAAUGUCAACUACUGGGACACAGUGCCAGCUGGCAAUGAUUUGAAAGCUACAGGCGCUAAAGUUAUUGCUGUUGGAAUUAAUCUGGAGGAUUUUUCUGAGGUCAAUAGUAUUGCGACCAGUACCAGAGAUGUUUUCACU
This is a messenger RNA of Candidula unifasciata, 494 nucleotides long. Lineage: Eukaryota; Metazoa; Mollusca; Gastropoda; Stylommatophora; Geomitridae. The record is from the annotation of a GenBank genome assembly.